Molecule: messenger RNA, 603 nt
Organism: Aplosporella prunicola CBS 121167
Lineage: Eukaryota; Fungi; Ascomycota; Dothideomycetes; Botryosphaeriales; Aplosporellaceae
Exons: 5
Coding region: 1-603 (200 amino acids)
Source: RefSeq, a predicted model, not a curated record
AUGCAGCCCACGGUGAUAUCCAUCAUCAUCACAACCAACUACGCUCUAUCGUCCCAGCAAGGUAUCCAAACCUUUCACUGUUGCGGCGAGCUCGGAGGUUCGGCGCAUGUUGUCUGCCUCACCUGCCGUAUCGAAGCGCGGAGACAGCAUGUAUGCCUUGCCCUAAAACGACAUCUUGCGGGAGAGGAUGGCGCAUUGCAUGGAUGGCUCAACGUGGCGAGGUUGGACACUGGGUUUCCUUUGGAAACAUGGCCGGGAAAGGCUUUAGGGCAUAAAGACGUACUAAUCGCUAAUGUCAACGCUACCAGGCUGAAACCUCGUAGGCAAUCAACAACAUCCACGACGCAUCCGGCGGUUCAUAAACCAUUCGCAAUCAGCUACGUUGCCAGCCUCAGCCACCAGGCCGUAAAGCCAUCAGGCUGUAAAGACUACUGCACCCGGGCUGCUAGGGUUUUGUCCACCAGCCAAGCUGGCGUCCCUCCAUGUCAGCUGCCAAGCGCAUGGCUGGCCAAUCCGAAUGUGCGACACCAGCGCUCGUAUUCUCUGCAUCUGUCGCCGGAAGGCUAUAAAGGCUCGACAGUUCCCGUGCUCAACUCUCUCUAA